AAUCACUCAUUAACCUUCCUCCUUGUGGCUCUCUUCCCUGACAGUCUAUAGAGCUGUGAACUGAGUCCGGUGAAGGUGCUGGAUUGCUAACAGAGGAGGGAACUCCUGGCCUCAGGAAACCCCUCAGACUGGAAAAGACCAGAAGAAUCCAGUGGGGGAGUAGAGAAAACAUUCACGACAUUGGCAGAGUGUGGAGCACUUGAGGUCAGUCGCCCCCGCGAAAAGGGCAGCGUGGGCAAGCCGCUGGGGUGCUGGCUAGGGAGAGGAGAGUGCUGGGAGUGGGCAGCCAGCGCUCGCGAGUGGGAGGCUCGGGCGGCGGCGGCUCAGCCUGUCCGGGGCGCUCGGGAUCACCAAAGCGCAGCUUCGAGCAGCGCAGCGCACUGCAAGGGAGAUUGGAGAGCAACCCACGGGGCGGCCGGGAGCCCCCGGCAGCUCCCCCCACUUCUCCGACCAGCCAGCCAGCCAGCCAGCUACCCCUCUGCCUCUGACUUCAGUUCAGCUCCACCCCCGUGUGGCGGCGGCUCCCUCUGUCAAAAACUGCGCUCGGCGGCAGCACUAGCCCAGCCCCGGGAACCAGCUACACCUGCCCCAGCGCCCUCUCUGCUUCUGUCCUCCCGCCCCCAACCCGUCCAACUUGAAUGGAGUUGGGGUCCUGAACCCCCUCAAUACCAGGUCAAAGGAGACCCUUCUACUUCCAUUCCCUGUUCCGGACCCUCUUCUCUUAUCUGCUCAGCUCCAGCUAUGGGAAAAGUUGGCGGAGGCAGCAGCGGCGGCGGUGGCUCCCCAACCCGGCUUGGCGCGCUACUUGCCCGCACUGGGAUCUUGCUUCUAUGCGCCCGGGGCGCCUGUGGCGGGGGCGGCGGUGGGGGAGGCUCCUGUUGCCCCCCAGCCUCCCCAGGAUCGCCCCAGCGCUGGACACCGGCCCGAGCUGGGACACCCCCACUGGGGCCUCAAGAGGACCCGGGGCCGGCGGCUGUUUCUGGGGAGCAGAGGCGCUCCGGGGCUCCUGCCAAGCUGGGUAGAGCUCCCGCGGCUAUCACGCCGUUCCCCCGCCGCCCAGUGUUUACUGUGGCCCCCGGGGACAGGGCUCUAUCCCUCCAGAGGUGUCCGAGCAGCGAUAGUGUGGCCGGAGGACUUCGCUCCAUCCGGAGGAGACGGAGUGGAGUGGAGCAAGAAAAGGAAGAUCGGGACAACAGCGAGGGCAGGCGCCCACGGGGGCCACCAGGGGAUGGAGGGCAGCCGGAGCCUGGCAAAGCCACCCGGUUCCGACUGGAGGAGCUGAGACUGACAAGUACCACGUUUGCGCUGACCGGGGACUCAGCACACAACCAAGCCAUGGUCCACUGGUCAGGUCACAACAGCAGUGUGAUUCUAAUUUUGACGAAGCUCUACGACUAUAACCUAGGGAGCAUCACUGAGAGCUCACUUUGGAGGUCAACAGAUUAUGGGACAACCUAUGAGAAGCUGAAUGAUAAAGUUGGUCUGAAGACAAUUUUGAGCUAUCUCUAUGUCUGCCCUACCAAUAAGCGCAAGAUCAUGUUACUCACAGACCCAGAGAUUGAAAGCAGUUUAUUGAUCAGCUCUGAUGAAGGGGCAACCUAUCAAAAGUACCGGCUGAACUUUUACAUCCAAAGCCUACUUUUCCAUCCCAAGCAAGAGGACUGGAUACUGGCAUAUAGUCAAGACCAAAAGUUAUACAGCUCUUCAGAAUUUGGGAGAAGAUGGCAACUUCUCCAGGAAGGAGUCGUCCCAAACAGAUUUUAUUGGUCCGUGAUGAGGUCAAACAGGGAACCAGACCUUGUACAUCUGGAGGCCAGGACUGUGGAUGGCCAUUCACAAUACUUAACCUGCCGGAUGCAGAACUGCUCAGAAGCCAACCGAAAUAAGCCUUUCCCUGGCUACAUUGACCCUGAUUCUCUGAUUGUUCAGGAUGAUUACGUUUUUGUUCAGUUGACUUCAGGAGGACGACCACAUUAUUACGUGUCUUAUCGUAGGAAUGCAUUUGCACAGAUGAAGCUACCCAAGUAUGCCCUGCCUAAGGAUAUGCAUGUCAUCAGUACAGAUGAGAAUCAAGUAUUUGCAGCAGUCCAGGAAUGGAAUCAAAAUGAUACCUACAACCUCUACAUCUCGGACACACGUGGCGUCUACUUCACCCUAGCUCUGGAGAAUGUGCAAAGUAGCCGAGGGCCUGAGGGUAACAUCAUGAUAGACCUCUAUGAGGUAGCAGGGAUAAAGGGAAUGUUCUUGGCUAACAAGAAGAUUGACAACCAAGUGAAGACUUUUAUCACAUACAACAAAGGAAGAGACUGGCGGUUGCUGCAGGCUCCUGACACUGAUCUGAGAGGGGACCCUGUGCAUUGCCUCCUGCCCUACUGUUCCCUGCAUCUUCACUUAAAGGUCUCUGACAACCCGUACACUUCUGGAAACAUUGCCAGCCGUGACACAGCUCCAAGCAUCAUUGUGGCUUCAGGUAAUAUUGGUUCUGAGCUGUCUGACAAUGAUAUCAGCAUGUUUGUGUCUUCAGAUGCCGGGAACACCUGGAGGCAGAUCUUUGAAGAAGAGCAUAGUGUUCUGUACCUGGAUCAAGGUGGGGUCUUGGUUGCUAUGAAACACACAUCUCUGCCGAUCCGACAUCUCUGGUUAAGUUUUGAUGAAGGGAGAUCUUGGAGUAAAUACAGCUUCACUUCCAUCCCUCUUUUUGUGGAUGGAGUCCUGGGUGAACCUGGGGAAGAGACCCUGAUUAUGACAGUAUUUGGACACUUCAGCCAUCGUUCUGAAUGGCAGCUGGUCAAAGUAGACUACAAGUCUAUAUUUGAUAGGAGGUGUGCUGAGGAAGACUACAGACCUUGGCAGCUUCACAGCCAGGGAGAGGCAUGCAUUAUGGGAGCCAAGAGGAUAUACAAAAAGCGUAAAUCAGAGAAGAAGUGCAUGCAGGGAAAAUAUGCAGGAGCCAUGGCUUCUGAACCAUGUGUUUGUACAGAAGCUGAUUUUGAUUGUGACUAUGGCUAUGAGCGACAUAGCAAUGGUCAAUGCCUACCUGCAUUUUGGUUCAAUCCAUCCUCCCUCUCAAAGGAUUGCAGCCUGGGACAGAGUUACCUCAACAGUACCGGGUACAGAAAAGUGGUCUCCAACAACUGCACAGAUGGGGUGAGGGAACAGUAUACUGCCAAGCCCCAGCAGUGUCCUGGCAAGGCCCCCCGAGGCCUCCGCAUCAUCACCUCUGAUGGGAAACUGACUGCAGAACAAGGACAUAACGUCACCCUCGUGGUACAGCUGGAAGAGGGUGACCUGCAAAGGACACUCAUCCAGGUGGACUUUGGUGAUGGCAUUGCAGUAUCUUAUGUCAACCUAAGCUCUACUGAGGAUGGGAUCAAACAUGUCUACCAGAAUGUGGGCAUUUUCCGAGUGACUGUGCAGGUGGACAACAGUCUGGGGUCUGACAGCGCCGUCCUGUACUUACAUGUAACUUGUCCCUUGGAGCAUGUUCACUUGUCUCUUCCCUUUGUCACCACCAAGAACAAAGAGGUGAAUGCGACAGCUGUGCUAUGGCCCAGCCAAGUGGGGACCCUGACUUACGUGUGGUGGCAUGGGAAUAACACAGAGCCACUGAUUACCCUGGAGGGAAGCAAAUCAUUUAAGUUCACUUCCGAAGGAAUGAACACCAUAACAGUGCAGGUCUCGGCCGGGAGUGCGAUUCUGCAGGACACAAAAACCAUCGCAGUAUAUGAGGAAUUCCAGUCUCUCCGCCUUUCCUUUUCUCCAAACCUGGACGACUAUAACCCAGACAUCCCAGAAUGGAGGCGCGACAUUAGCCGGGUCAUCAAAAGAGCCCUAGUUGAAGCCACUGGUGUUUCAAGCCAACACAUAUUGGUGGCAGUGCUUCCAGGCUUACCCACAGCUGCUGAACUCUUUGUCUUGCCCUAUCAAGACACUACUGGGGAAAAUAGAAGAUCAUCAGAGGACCUAGAGCAGAUAUCAGAACUGAUGAUUCACAAACUGAACCAAAACUCCAUCCAUUUUGAGCUAAAACCUGGAAUCCGUGUUCUUGUUCAUGCUGCCCACUUAACAGCAGCCCCCCUUGUGGACCUUACCCCAAGUCACAGUGGGUCAGCAAUGCUGAUGCUGCUCUCUGUGGUGUUUGUAGGGUUGGCCGUGUUCGUUAUCUACAAGUUCAAAAGGAAGAUCCCGGGCCUUAAUGUUUAUGCCCAGAUGCAGAAUGAGAAAGAGCAAGAGCUGAUCAGCCCAGUCAGUCACAGUGAAAACAGUCCCAAUAUCACUCAGGCUGAGCUGAGGAACCCUGGCCCACUUAUAGAUGAGAAGUUGGACCCACAGCCCAUAGGUAAAUAACUCCCAGUAGCCAAUCGCUGGUCAGUCUGAAUAAUAAUUGGCUAAAUCUUUUCUACCCCUUUUCUCAGCUUAAGACCCCUGUCUUCUGCUCUGUUAAUUAACAUUCUUAGUAGGAACUAAGCUAAGCUGUCAAUGUACUUUCUCUCACUUUGUUUUCACUAGGAUAGAAAGUAAAAUCAUAACAUGAGGCCUUCCUGUCUCUAUCCAAUAGGUUUCUCCUUAGUUGUCUCUUGUCUUUCAUAAAACUGCCCUGGGACCCUCACUAACACGCGUGGUUUCUGACAUUUAUGUGAACGAGAGAAAAAAUGUCCUGCUCUGAGAAAACAAAAUCUUUGGGUUUAUGGCAUGGUGGAGGGGUUGGAGUGGGAUGUUUCAGGGAGAGGUAAGUAUGGAUGGAGAGCGGGGUACACCAAACCAAGUGGGAGCUGUAACAGAGAAGAGGAGAGGCUGCAUCCUCUGGCUAAUGGCAGAGGGGGAGCCAUGGCUCCUAAAGGCGUGUAGGGGGAAAUGGUGUGGGCAGGGGUUUCAGAUGCUCCCAAAAUAGAACAGUAAUAUAGAAAGGGUUCUUGUAGGGCAGGAGCGUGGAAGGCAAGGCAUCCUGAGGAUGUGUAUGUUAUGAGAAAGGAGCGAUCAAAUAUUCUAGACUGUAUCCUCAGGGAAUAAAUUUGACUUAAAGAAAAAUGCCUGGGUGGAUGCAAAGGGGAAUGCCAAGUGCCUAUUUUGUUUGCUUAGCUCCCCACAACUAGAAUCCGAGGUGCACUUCGAAUGUAUUUAAGUAGGGCUCCCCCUUUACCUGUAGAAUUGCCGAUUUCAGCUAAGUUGUGCUUGAGAAUCAGAGAGCCAGAGAGGGAUGUGCUGCUCAUGUCCAAAUUGCUAAACAUUCUUCAUGUGGAGGCCCCCCUUCUCCCCUCAGGAAGCUAAACAAUAAAUGGAACCACAUUUUGGAUGGUAACUCUCUCCCUGUGGUUCCUCCAGUCUGUUAGCAUCGGGAGUUGGAGCUGUAAAUGGUCUCAUCUCCGUCUUGUGCUGCAGUCUUGGCUGAUGCAUUUUAUUCAUCAACCAUCCAUCCAUGCUUCACUCUAACUUGAUAAUACCAAGUCGCCUGGAAGCCCCUUACAUAUGACUUUCAAUAUGUUACUGGAAAAAAUGAGUAGCUAAAUGAAAACAUAACCCUGUCUUUAAAUGGAUAUGGUAGAGGUCUGUAGAUGUAUUAAGGGAAAAUUUCAAUGUAAUAACUCUGCCAGUAUUGUAGGUAAUAAUAACAACUGCAGUCACAUCUGGUGUCCAAUUUUCUCAAUGCAUUUUCUUCUAUUUGGGGAGACAGGGUGAUAAAUGUGUAAUUGCUUUGGUUAAAACGAAAAAAGCUUUUCUGUCCUCAGUCCAGAGCAGUAUUCACCCCAUCCAGUCACUUUUAAAGCUUCUAAGUGAAUUUUUCUUGGGUCAUUUGAUUCUCAAUCCUAUUUCCAAGGGUGGGAAGCCCAGUUACUGUUUACCUUAUUAGAGCAGCCAUCCCUCCUUCUCCAGGAGCAUCUCUCAGCAGAUUACAAAGUCUUUGACACCUUUUCAUUUCAAAUGUCAUUAAAUAAGUAAGUGUAACACAUUUUCUCUUAGGAGAGUAGCUUUACCCUCCCCUCCCUCCCCUUCUGCUCAACCUGGUGAAUCGUCUCUCCGAUUGAAAAGAGCAAGACAUGCCACUCCACCUUCUACGCCAAAGCGGGGACCUUCCGGGGCACACUUUACAAUUUAAAGAAAAAAACCCCAAAAGCGGAGACCUGCUGAUCGGGAAAGAAUUUCGCUCUUGUCGAAGUGCAUCAUCGUUUCCUGUCCACUAACUCUAUUUUUUUCCCCUUUGUUGUUCUGUUUCCUAUUUUGCCAGGAAGUAUUUCCAUAGUUGCUGAGAAUCAAAGCACAAAAGAAAUCCCUACCUAUGUAAAUGUUUGAAUGGAGGACGCCAGUAAAAAAAACAAAAACAAAAACAAAAAAACAAAAAACAAAAACAAACAAAAAAACACAUUAAAAACACUCACUGCAUCUGGACUUUUUAAUUCUUCAGACACAGACAACAAGGGUUUUUAGCUUUAAACCUGUGCAUGUGGACAUGAUCCUGAGAACACGUUUGGAGGGGCGGUGUACAGGUGCUCUAUUUUAAUGGAAAAACGCUCCCCUCUUCCCUUCCUUUUCUCUCUUUUUUUCUGAUCCGUCGUGUUUGUAGGAGAUUCGUAAUAAAUAGAGGCCAAGGAAAUCUGCAUGUAUUUUUUUGGAAGUAUUCUUGGCUCUAGAUUUAACAGCAAUUUUAGCACUAUAGCCCACGGGGCUGGGUUAGCCACCCGGGGCCAAUUUCAUAAGACACAAAAGAGAUGCCACACAGGAGUUUUGAAACCUUGGGCUCUUUCUCUGUUAAUUUCCUUUAUUUAUGUCUUCCCAUUUGAUUUCCCUUCUGUCCCUCCAUUGGACAACAGUAGCUCUUCAUGCUCUGUGACUCCAGGGGGGAAAGGGGCAAUCGGUGCAGAUAAUGGGGAACAUCAGUCUGGGAAGAGUGAGCCAGGGAUGUAAGUUGAAAAUGGGCAUUUCUUUCCCAUUCAUUUAUUUCUAGUGGCUCCAACAUCCAUAUAGAAGGGACUUGUUUUCCUCUUCAUAUCACCCUUCAGGGCAGUUAGGAUAUAAGACCUGAUUUUAACACUAAUUUGACCUUUCAUCCAUUAUUUUCCAUGUCUGAACCAAUCAAUUUUUCCUUUGGUCUUUCCACCUCUUAAUUUAACCCUCACUCCUUAGAGGACCAAGGCAUCUAGCUGCUUCAUCUUUCUGUUUUUUGUUUUUUUUUCCACCCUCCUGUCAACCUACUCCUCCUCCUGUUUUUUUUUUUUUUUUUAAUAUAAACUCUGCCAUAGCCUUUCCUGUUAUCUCAUGGACAUUCUCUUUAGACUCUGCCCCAAUGGAUUCCCACUUUUACUAAAGCCUAUUCCAAAUUUCUCUCUGCAUUAGAGUUGCCAUUGAGUGUUGGGAAGUAACCUGGAUCAGUGCAAAAACAUUGUUAGAAGUCAAAAAACGAAAACAAAAACUUGAUUCUACCCUUGUCUUUGCCACUUAUUGUGACCUUGAGCAAUUUCUUCCUCUGUAUGGGCUCUAGUUUUCUCUGUAAAUUGAUGAGUUUGGACCAAAUGGACUCUAAACUCCUUCAAGAGUCUGUAGCUAACCUGGCUCCUAUACAAGAGGAGGAAUCUAGCUCUAUACAUUGUACCCUCCAUCCUAGAUCCCCCAACCUCAAGCCAGGACCCCAUUUUUAAAAAUGUCAAUAGAUUACACCUCAAAAAAAAAAGCUUCAGAUAUGAAAUGGUGCUACUUAAGUCAAUGAGAUUGGGUCAUGUUUGGAGAAGGGAUCCAGAAGGAUUGUUUAUGCCUGACUUAGACUCCUUGUGGUCCAACCAGUGUUUAUUCAUGGAGGCAAUUCAUUUGUAAAUGCUAUAUUUCUAUUACAAUAUAUUUGAUUCAUUUCCCCAUGACCUACCUUCUUCCCACCCCACUUACACACAUAUAACUUUAUGUUGAUGGCUAUCCGAAGAGAGAAAAUGCUACCCAAACCCUUCUCAUUGUAAAGUGGCAAUGUGCAUGUGACUUUAAGCUGACUUAAACUCAAGAAGGGUUGUCAGCACCAUAAUUCAAUUAAAGGAAAUCCAUUUUAGAAACUACACAGAUCUAAAAGAAAUAAACUGAGGUUUGUUAGAUAGUGGAGAUGAUAUUUUUGGCUAUCUUGAUGGUCCCGGUAGUACACAAACACAUACAUAUCCAUGGAUAUUCUGUUUUCAAUAGAAGAGGGGAAAGUAAAUGAUAAAAUAGACAGAACUCAGCAAAGCAAAUCAGUAAAACAGUAUGAUGGCAUUCAAAUUAUUCCAGGAUCUUUUCUGGUGUGGACCAGAAAAACCAAAGAAGGAAUAGGCUUGAAAACAGAGGACAUUUAGGAGAAAGCCCCAAAGACUUAGGAGUACAGAGACCAACCACAAUUGUGGGAAAAGGCAGUUUCAUAUUUUCAUUUUAGAGCUUAAUCUCAUCCCUUGCCUGGGGCCUUAACACAGGACAUGAUCGUUUCUGGUAACUGGUGUAGUGAGUGCAGCAUCUAUCAUUAGAUGAGCCCCAGCAGGGAAUGUAUAUGUUCCCUUUUGCCUCAGCUCUAGAAUAUGGGUUGUUUGGGAGCAGCUUUAUAGGUUUUGCUAACAGGAUUUUUCUGCUUGGGAAUCCAAGAUUAAAUUUAGGAAUUGGAUGCCUUUGGUAGUUACUACUUUGGUGCUCCCGUCCCACAAGAGACAUACCUGUUGGCCUAUUCCAUUAAAGAUUUCUAUUUGAUUCUGGGAAAUGGAAAGAUUAGAGAAGAGCAGAGAAAGUUUAGCAAGUAACAACAUAGGAAAGUUUUAGAUGUAGAGUUCCAAUGUCAUUAAAUGGAGAAAAAGAAUCAUCUUCUUGACCUAGCAUUGGAAUAGGGGUAGACAUUAAAUGUUGGUCAUUACGGAGAUGAGUCACUGAUGACCACUUUGAAAAAGAGCAGCUUGUGUGAUCUGAGAAUGAGUAAGCUGAAGAGGGGUGGGAAAAGCAUUGGAUUGUAGAAGUUGAGAUGUAGACCCCAGCCCUGGCUUUGCCAUGAACUGAAGUCAGUAUCCUUCUGGGGGCUUCAUUUUUCUCAUUUUGAAAAUGAGGCAAUGGCACUAGAUGAUCUCUAAGGUACCAUCUUGCUAUGAUAUUCUGUUCCUAAGAGGAUCUACUUAUCAACAAGGCCACCAUCACCACCCCUACAUCCUCCCAUUCUCUUGAAGAUUACCCCUGAAAUGCAGGCACUAGGCCAAAGAGUUACUGGAAGAAUUAGUUCUUUUCUCCCCUGUGGGCCCAGUUAUGUCUUUGAAAGGAGGCAUUUAGGAGGAACAGGGAUCCAGAGGGGACCAAGAGCCUACCCCUAUUUAUCAGAGGGAAACAGAGAGGGAACUACAGCAAGAACCUGGUGAGUUUAAGGAGUGUUUGGUCAAAAAAUGGAGGAGCCAUUAUAAGAAACAAGCAAGGUACAAGGCAAACCCAGUCAGGACUUCCUUUAAGCCCUGGAGGAAAAAUGUGCAAACCUCACCCUAAACUAAGGGCCAGCAGCUUCCUUGCCUUGUUGCUAAUUAGACUCAUCCCUCCAAAAUGCAGAGGUUGGCUUUGCUUUUUUCAGGAGUUCCAAACAGCAACUUCUAGAGCGAUGGGACACUUGACAGCUGUUCUGUGUUUUCCAGAAUUCCAACUGAGCAUUGAAAUCCCUCAUUAGCCAACUUAUUUUUAUAGGAAGCCAAUUAAAAAAUGAAAGUUUUCUUAUUGUAUUGGAACUACUUCUAAUUUUAAAAUGACUUUUUUGAUGUAUUUUUUUGGUUAAAUAAGAUGUAGUGUAAUGUAUAAUUGCUAUUGUUUAUUGCUUUUACAAUCAUAUUUAUUAAACAGAUAAUGUCUCUAA
This is a messenger RNA of Monodelphis domestica (gray short-tailed opossum), 9814 nucleotides long. It is a transcript of the gene SORCS1, whose product is annotated as sortilin related VPS10 domain containing receptor 1. Gene Ontology annotation, molecular function: protein binding. Lineage: Eukaryota; Metazoa; Chordata; Mammalia; Didelphimorphia; Didelphidae. The record is from RefSeq and is a predicted model, not a curated record. Gene Ontology annotation, biological process: post-Golgi vesicle-mediated transport. Gene Ontology annotation, cellular component: Golgi apparatus; membrane.